Molecule: messenger RNA, 1246 nt
Organism: Dermatophagoides pteronyssinus (European house dust mite)
Lineage: Eukaryota; Metazoa; Arthropoda; Arachnida; Sarcoptiformes; Pyroglyphidae
Product: putative glutamate receptor
Cellular component (GO): membrane
Molecular function (GO): ligand-gated monoatomic ion channel activity
Source: RefSeq, a predicted model, not a curated record
CAACAACAACAAGAGCGACAAAUCAGUUCAAUCAGUUGAAACAUAUCGAGGAAAAUAACUAAUUUUUGUUCGUUGUUUGUUUUGAAUUGCCAAAAAAAACAUGAAGAUGAUGACAUUGAAGAUUGGAUUCAUCAAUGUAUUACCAUUUUCAUGGUUGGAACUUGAUUCGACUACAUCACAAUAUACAGUAACCGGUGGAUUUGAAUCACGAAUGUGGCAACUUGCAAGUGAAUAUUUUAAUUUUACAAUCGAAUGGAAACGUCGAGUGGAUCGUCAAUUUGGUGCUCAACUUGAAAAUGGAUCUUGGUCCGGUAUGAUAGCCGAAAUAAUCGAUAAUCAAAUUGAUUUAGCUGUAGGUGGUUUGAUGACAACUUCCAAACGUUUAGAUGUAGUGGAUUUUCUUUAUCCACAUGGACGAGAUAAGUUUACAUUCAUCUAUUCACCUAUUUCACAUAGCGGAAGCCCAAUUAAUCUUCUAAUACGACCAUUUCAUCAUAAUGUUUACAUUGCUAUUUUAUUGUGUGUAAUUCUUUUCUGGUUGUUCAGUUUAAUCGAAAAGAAUUGGCUACGUUCAUCACGACAACAAAAUGUUAAACAUAAUCUUCUGUGGAUUAAUCUUCAUUUGCUUGUAAGACAACCAUAUCAAAGAAUGUCAUCAACUAGUACAUCCAUUCGUAUUGCUUGCAUUUUUUGGACAUUUUCAAGUCUAGUAUUAGCAAAUUUUUAUCUUGGUACACUUUGUUCAAUAUUAACACUGCCUGAAAUUGAUGAAGUUGAUACAAUUGAUAAAUUUGUUGAUGCUUGUAUUUCUGGUCGUUUAAUUCCGAUGGCCAUAGAUAAUACAAGUAUUGUCGAAUUUUUUCGGAAUUCUCAAGAUAGUAAAUUGCUCACAAUUUGGUCAUUCAUCGUAUUGGUACCGAAUAGUUCUGUUCCAUUAAAUCUAAUAGUUUCAGCACAUCGUCCUUAUUCAUCAUUGAUUGCACCACGUGAAGCGAUGUUAUUUCAUCAAAAAAUAAAAGGCGAAGAUAAAAUCUUUGUACCGCCUGAUGAACAAUCAACACUUUUUCCAUCAUUUGUGGCCACACCGAUUCGAAAAGGUUUUCAAAACAAAAAAUUGUUUGAAAAAUUGAUUAAUUCUUCGUUGGCAAAUGCUCGAUUCUAUUAAAUAUAAAUUCAAAAUUGAUGUUAACGCAAAAGUUUCACCAGAAACAAUUGAAGAAUAUGAAAGUGAAGUUAUUAAUUUUAU